AUGGACUCGAUCUUGAGCCACAAUGGCUCUGCAGACCCCUCGCAUUUCCUCCUUGCCAUUUGUUUAGCUUUUAGUUUCUUCCUUGCUCGCUUCAUAUUGGACAGAUUCAUUUUUCGAAGACUGGCCAUUUGGUUGUUGCAUAUUAAAGCCAAAGCCAUUCCGUCAAGGACUGAUGAGGCAACAAUUGUAAAAUGCUCGGAAUCUAUGUGGAAGCUGACGUACUAUGCUACUGUUGAAAUAUGUGUUCUAAAAAUUACCUGUAAUGAACCAUGGUUCAGAGAUACAAAAGAGUACUUCAGAGGCUGGCCACAUCAAGAAUUGAGGUUUCCAGUAAUGCUUAUCUACAUGUACCAAUGUGGGUUCUACAUAUACAGUAUUGCUGCCCUCCUUAUAUGGGAAACUAGAAGGAAAGAUUUUUCUGUGAUGAUGUCUCAUCAUGUAAUUACAGUUGCACUGAUUGGAUACUCAUACAUUACAAGGUUUUUCCGAAUAGGCACGAUUAUCCUCGCCCUGCAUGAUGCGAGUGAUGUAUUCUUAGAAGCUGCUAAAGUUUUCAAAUAUUCUGGCAAGGAACUUAGAGCAAGCAUUUUCUUUGGACUGUUUGCCAUCUCAUGGCUCGUACUGCGACUAAUAUUCUUUCCCUUUUGGGUCAUCAAAUCGACAAGCUAUGAAUUGGUGGAGUUUUUGGAUUUAUCAUUAGCCUACGACAAAUUACUGUACUAUGUCUUUAAUACAAUGCUGCUGAUGUUACUUGUAUUCCACAUCUACUGGUGGGUCCUGAUAUACUCAAUGAUAAUGAGACAACUGAGAAACAGGGGAAAAGUGGGAGAAGAUAUAAGAUCUGAUUCAGAAGAUGACGAUUAG
Dovyalis caffra is the source of this 864-nucleotide messenger RNA. The record is from the annotation of a GenBank genome assembly. Lineage: Eukaryota; Viridiplantae; Streptophyta; Magnoliopsida; Malpighiales; Salicaceae.